ACGGGACCAGCGCCUCCGACUCGUCCGGCAGCUCGCUCAGCUCCGGGCCGCUCAUGGCGCACUCACACCCGGACACAUGCCACGCCGAGGACCCGCCGGAGCCUGCAGGAGGAGAGGAGUGGAGCUGAAGGUCUGUGUGAGCCAAGGGCCACGACUGCUCCAGGCCCCCGGGCCUUCAGGUCCCCAGACAACCGGACACCCAGACCCCCGGACACCCAGACCUCCAGACACCCAGACCUCCAGACACCCAGACCUCCAGACACCCAGACCUCCAGACACCCAGACCUCCAGACCUCCAGACACCCAGACACCCAGACCCCCAGAUCUCCAGCACAGGACCUCUCAUCUAACUCCAAGUCACCAACAGACACUAACACACUAACACACACUAGCACACACUAACACAAACACCCACAGACUCACGCUCACACAAAUUCACACAAACACACACUAACACAGGCACACACACACACACAAAGAUUCACACUCAAACACACUCACAAAAGCACGUUAACAAACACACACCUUUAAAAACACACAAACACUCAAAAACACACACAAACAAAAACAAAUAUAUAUAAACUGCCUCUGCCUGCUGCUGAUAUGUUUCCACCUGCAGCUCCGACGUUCCCGCCCGCAGCUCCAGUGCC
Messenger RNA from Boleophthalmus pectinirostris (great blue-spotted mudskipper), 650 nucleotides. Its product is annotated as mucosal addressin cell adhesion molecule 1-like. The transcript has 2 exons. Bases 77 to 382 code for a protein of 101 amino acids. Lineage: Eukaryota; Metazoa; Chordata; Actinopteri; Gobiiformes; Gobiidae. The record is from RefSeq and is a predicted model, not a curated record.